This is a messenger RNA of Nymphalis io (European peacock), 1186 nucleotides long. RefSeq names its product T-cell leukemia homeobox protein 2-like (gene C15). NCBI's taxonomy places the organism in Eukaryota, Metazoa, Arthropoda, Insecta, Lepidoptera, Nymphalidae. Gene Ontology annotation, molecular function: RNA polymerase II cis-regulatory region sequence-specific DNA binding; DNA-binding transcription factor activity, RNA polymerase II-specific. Bases 1 to 1077 code for a protein of 358 amino acids. The record is from RefSeq and is a predicted model, not a curated record. The transcript is spliced from 3 exons. Gene Ontology annotation, biological process: animal organ development; regulation of transcription by RNA polymerase II. Gene Ontology annotation, cellular component: nucleus.
AUGUCGUCUGUGCAUUCGGAUGACGAUCAGGAAGAGAUCAAUGUGGACUCUGAUAGUAGAUUAUCAGGUCAAUAUGACAGAAGCAUUGCUUCUGAAGACCGUGAUUCUGAACAUAGUUUUAAUGAACGAUAUAGGGACUCCCCUAACGACCACAUGACAGAUACUCAGCAGAGAGUGAACCUACCUUUCAGUAUAUCUCGGUUAUUAGGUAAACAAUUUGAAGAUUUAGACAAACGUCGGAAUUCAAGGGAGAGUGAUGAUAGAAGUGAUCAGGACACAGAGUCUGAAAGUGCUAAAGACGAUGCGAAAGAAGCUGGGUUGCCUUUAAGUUUUUCUCACAACCCGGGACUUUACCCAAACGGUAGUCUAUUGUUAAGACCAGGGCUAGGCUUAGGAGGAGGUUAUGGUUUUCCGAGUAAUCCGGGGGUUGUAAGAGUGCCUGCACAUAGGGCUCUGGGUGCGUUGGGUGCAUGGGGCGUAGCCCUAGACCCAAUGAGGCAAGCUGCCGCUGCAGCAUUUGCGCAUCAAGUUGUUAAAGACAGAUUAAAUGCUUCAUUUCCAAUUACAAGGCGGAUCGGUCAUCCCUACCAGAACCGAACACCACCAAAACGCAAGAAGCCGAGGACGUCGUUUACAAGGAUGCAAAUAGCUGAACUAGAAAAACGCUUCCAUAAACAAAAGUACUUAGCGUCUGCUGAACGAGCGUCACUCGCUAAAACUUUAAAAAUGACAGAUGCGCAAGUAAAAACAUGGUUUCAAAAUAGAAGAACGAAAUGGAGACGACAAACAGCUGAAGAACGAGAGGCAGAACGUCAAGCAGCCAACCGAUUAAUGUUAUCACUUCAAGCGGAAGCGCUGAGCAAAGGCUACAUACCAGAACCACCUCCCGGAGCACCUCAGUUAUCAGCGCUUCAUUAUCAGACAUCCGCUAACGCCGCACAGCAGCAACAAUCCAACACCGCUUUAAGCGCUUUACAAAAUCUUCAACCAUGGGCAGGGAAUCAGGGAUCGUUUAUGAAUGCACCGGGUUCCGCUCCACCUCCUCAUCCUCCGCCUGUCGCGUCUCCUAUUUGUUGAGUUUUUAAUAUAAAUAAUUAAGUACAUUAAAAUAUUUCUUCAGCUCGCUAAGUAGGUACUUACUACACUAGUUAAGCAUUUUCAGUGCUUAUUUUUGUGACCGUUCAAG